AUGAUAACUCCAGUACCUGAUUGUCCACACUAUUAAAGAAAUUGUGACAAGAAGGCUCCAUGCUGUGGUAAAUUUUAUCCUUGUAGACUAUGUCAUGAUGCCAAUUAUUAAGGACCGAAUUCUGAUGGAUGCAAAACUGAAAUCAUGGAUCGAUAUAAUGUUACAGUUAUAAGAUGUCGAUAAUGUUUAUGUGAACAACCACCAACCAAUUAAUGUAUAUCAUGCAAAAUUCAAUUCGCUACAUACUUCUGUUCAAUUUGCAAUUUAUAUGAAGAUGACCCAAAGAAAGAUGUGUAUCACUGCGAUGAAUGUAAAAUGUGCCGAAGGGGAAUCAAAGAACAGAAUUUCCAUUGUAAGGUGUGUGGCAUCUGUUUGAAUAAAAAAAAUUAAGAUUCGCAUAAAUGUCUCGAUCAAAUAGCAGACACUAAUUGUCCUAUUUGUUUAAAAAAUCUGAAAAUUUCAACAACUUAUAUAGCCCAAUUACCUAAUUGUGCUCACUUCAUUCAUACAUUGUGUCUCAACUAACUAGUUAAAUCCAAUAUAAGAAAUUGUCCAAUAUGUAGCAUUCCUAUUAUUGAGAUCGAAGAUUACGAUCUACUAGCUGAGGCAGCGAAAAUUAUAAUACCCACUCACAUGUAAAAUUUAAAAGUUUCAUACUUAUGUUUGGAUUGUCGUUAAACUACAAAUGAUAUCUGUUUCAAUUACUAUCUUAAAUGUAGCAAAUGCGGCUCAUACAAUACAAAAUAAUGA
Molecule: messenger RNA, 750 nt
Organism: Paramecium tetraurelia
Lineage: Eukaryota; Ciliophora; Oligohymenophorea; Peniculida; Parameciidae
Exons: 3
Biological process (GO): ubiquitin-dependent protein catabolic process; protein ubiquitination
Cellular component (GO): nucleus
Molecular function (GO): ubiquitin protein ligase activity; zinc ion binding
Source: RefSeq, a predicted model, not a curated record